CCCCUUCAUCCUCAUCGUUCUUGCCUCGUUUUUAAUUCACUCAGGGUCACAGAAGCUCAGCUGACAAGGUUUUUCCAUGGCAACUGUUUCCCUUUUUCUGUACUUUACCAUUCUGGCCCUGUUACUUCAAUUCUUCAGUCCAUCUCUUGCCACACAGGAUGACCUUUUAGUCAGUACUAAACAUGGGAUCGUUCGGGGAAUGUUUGUUUCUGUACCUGGUGGCGCUGUAAGAGCCUUUCUUGGAAUUCCUUAUGGAAAACCCCCUCUCGGAGCACUAAGAUUCCGAGCUCCAGAGCCAGCAGAUGGAUGGGAAGGGGUGAGAGAUGCAACAAAAUUCUCCAAUUCCUGCUACCAAGAACGGGAUACAACAUUUCCAGGGUUCAAGGGUUCAGAGAUGUGGAAUCCAAACACCCCUCUCAAUGAGGACUGUCUCUAUCUAAAUAUUUGGGCCCCACACUUCAACAAAAGCAAAACUCAACACUCAACCUUGGCUCCUGUCCUCGUAUGGAUCUAUGGAGGCGGGUUUACUGCGGGAACGUCUUCUCUGGAUGUUUAUGAUGGCCGCUAUCUGAGUAAAUCAGAAGGUGUUAUCGUAGUGUCAAUGAAUUACAGAAUCGGCGCUCUUGGAUUCCUGUCCCUUCCUGACAACAAGAAUAUUCGAGGUAACGCAGGGCUGCUGGACCAGCGUUUGGCCCUGAGCUGGGUAGAAAAUAAUAUUGCUGCUUUUGGAGGAGACCCUAAAAAUGUGACCCUGUUUGGGGAGAGUGCUGGAGCAGCAGGUGUGGGUUUACACCUGCUCUCCCCAGGCAGCAACACCCUUUUCCAACGCGCUGUGUUGCAGAGCGCCUCCCCCAAUGUAUACUGGGCUACGCUGAGCCAGAAAGAGGCCUGGGAAAGAGCUGCAAGUCUGGCCAAAAAAGUUGAUUGUCCAGUCUCUCCUCAAUCUGCUAUGGAAGCAUGUCUGCAAAAGAUUGAACCUGAGAAACUCAUUCAACUGGAAUUUAAUGUCCAUACACAGCCUUCAUUUUUAUACCUCCCCUUCAUUCCUGUUGUCGAUGGGGACUUCCUACCAGAUAACGUAGAUGUUUUGCUGGAUACUGGUAAAUUUGCAAAAAAAGAGGUGGUGAUUGGUUUAAACAAGGAUGAAGGGACCUACUUUGUCCUAUAUUCUGUGCCUGGAUAUAACAUUACUGGUCAGAGCCUGAUUUCCCAGACCAACUUCCUUCAAGGCAUGGUGCUUGCAAUGCCAGAUAGUGACAAUGUCACAAGAGAAUCAGCCAUUUUGCAGUACACUGAAAUGAUAAACCAGGACAAUGGCACAGAAAACCGUGACAUGCUGGGAAGAAUGAUUGGAGACAAAGUGGUGACUUGUCCCGCACUCGAGUUUGCUUACAAAUACUCACAACAAGGAGGUAAGUGCUUUGUAUAUUUGUUUGACCACCGAUCGUCCACCAACCCCUGGCCAACAUGGGCGGGUGUUAUGCAUGGUUACGAGAUAGAAUUUGUCUUUGGAAUCCCGCUAAAUGAAAGUCUUGGAUAUACAAAGAAAGAAGUGAAUAUGACGAGGAAGUUUAUGAAACACUGGGCCAACUUCGCCAGGACAGGGAAUCCAGGCAUUGAUGGAGUUGAUUGGCCUGUCUUCACCCCAGAACGACAGGAGUAUGUCACUUUGAAUUCUGACAAUCCACAGCAUAAGAGCAUGAUGAAAGCUAAAGAGUGCCACUUCUGGAACAAACUGUUUCCAAAAAUACCAAAAGUCUCAGAUGAUAUGUGCACUUGUGUCCAAGAUGAUGGGACCACAAUCGGCUGUAACUGUACUUUGCUCCUCAUGUUUCUCCUUUUGACAUUAAUAAACUGACAAGAUAAGAGAUGUCUUCAGGCUGUCUUGUCC
Molecule: messenger RNA, 1891 nt
Organism: Thalassophryne amazonica
Lineage: Eukaryota; Metazoa; Chordata; Actinopteri; Batrachoidiformes; Batrachoididae
Product: cholinesterase-like
Exons: 10
Coding region: 77-1858 (593 amino acids)
Biological process (GO): acetylcholine catabolic process; choline metabolic process
Cellular component (GO): plasma membrane
Molecular function (GO): acetylcholinesterase activity
Source: RefSeq, a predicted model, not a curated record